AAAAAAAACUUUGUCUUUGCCAAAUUUUGAUAGCACGAUGAUGGUGUUCUUGAUUUUUUUGUGAAAUUAAAUAUUUUUCUUGCGUAAAUUCCUUAAAUUCUACUUUGCAAGCUUGUAAUUUUCGAAAAAAAAAACAAUUUCUCUUUAGGCAUCAGUUUUCCAACUCGGCAUGAUGGUGGAAGGUGCAGCAUUUGGUCGGAACGAUGUGUUCCAAAUGGCAGUCCGUGUUGCUUUUGUGUCCGCCGUAACUUAUUUCUCUAUUAAAUGGCUGGUUAACCAGAUCGAUCCGACUUCUAAGAGCAGGAAGAAAGCCGAGGAGAAGGCCAGGGAGCAGUUACGCAAGGUGUCUUGCAGAGCGGGGCUCGGCGGGAAGCACUCGGUGGCGCUGGACAAGCUCACGGACCACGAGAUGAUCAUCGCCUCACAGCUGGUGGUGCCUGAUGAGAUCAAUGUGGACUGGAAGGACAUCGCUGGCCUAGACCACCUGAUCCAGGAGCUGCGGGAGACGGUGAUCCUGCCCAUACAGAAGCGGGACCUGUUCUCCGACUCCAAGCUCACGCAGCCACCCAAGGGAGUUUUGUUGCAUGGGCCACCAGGCUGCGGCAAGACCCUGAUAGCGAAGGCGACGGCCAAGGAGGCUCAGAUGAGCUUCAUCAACCUGGACGUGUCUCUGCUCACGGACAAGUGGUACGGGGAGACGCAGAAGCUAGCUGCCGCUGUCUUCAGCCUCGCGGUCAAGUUGCAGCCCUGCAUUGUGUUUAUUGACGAGAUCGAGUCGUUCCUGCGCACGCGCACGUCGCACGACCACGAGGCCACCGCCAUGAUGAAGACGCAGUUCAUGUCGCUGUGGGACGGCCUCAUCACCGAGCCCACCUGCACCGUCAUCAUCAUGGGAGCGACGAACCGUCCUCAAGACCUGGACAAGGCCAUCCAGCGCCGGAUGCCGGCGACCUUCCACGUGCCCAUGCCGAGUCGCGGCCAGAGGGAGAGGAUCCUGCAGCUGAUACUGCGCCACGAGCCCACCGCCACUGACAUUGACUACGAGACGUUGGCGGCGGCUACAGAAGGCUUCUCUGGCUCGGACCUGCACGAGCUGUGUCGGCAGGCGGCCGUGUACCGCGUGCGCGACCUGGCCCGGGGGGAGAUGGAUAAGGAAAAAAGCAAUGGCACAUCAGCCAAGAGUUCCUCUCUGAAUACCACAGCUGAUUCCGACGAAGAAUUCGUGGAUGCCGUCAGACCGAUCACUAUGGAGGACCUCCGACUUUCACUGACUAAACUCAAGGAGUCCAAGAUCGCUUGCGGAAUGCUGGCACCGAAUCUACGGAUAGAGCUUGACUAGAGAGGUUUGGAUUGGACGGUUGUUUAGUUGAUUUGUUUUGUUUUGUGCCCGUGUUUGUGAAGCGGUGGGUCUAGGUUGGCUGGUUCUGGUGUUGUAAUAUUUGAAUUUGAAGUGAUAGAAAUUCUCAAUAGGUAUUGGUAAAAAAUCCUGUUGUACGCUCAUGGUUAUUUCAGCACAAAGUUUAAAACGGUUAUACUUACCUAUAAAUUGGAGAUGUGUUGCCGCAAAACAGAAUCGGGUACGGAUUACGUCAUAUUAUUGAUGCCAGUGAUAAAAAAAGGAUAAUAUUAUAUAAGUGUUUUCUAUCUUCACUGUAUGUCUUUAGCGAAGCCUAGGCCUACUGCUAAUUAUGAACAUCGGGUAUGAGUGGUUUAUUGACCGGGUGAAAUUUGGCUGCAUUUUAAUGUUAUAGAAUAGGAUUGUUAGGAUAGAUUCGAUGCGAUUGCUUAGAAUUGGAAAAUGGCGACACUCUAUCUUAUCUAUGGAGUUUAAUAAUGUUUCGAUAAUAAUUUUAAGAGUUGGGGAACCAAAUUGAAGGUGUUUUAAAUCAUGGUGUUUUGUGUGAAUGGAAGAGCGAUGAAUAAGUAGGUUUAUUGAAUAAACUUUUUGUACUGGUUUGCCGAAGCAUGUUAGUAGAGUGAUGAUAUGUAGUGGGGUCGAUUAGUCUGCAAUGAAAUAUAGAUUUUAUGAGGGUUUAAGAAACAUAAUAAAUAAACGGUUGUUAAUAGAAGUCGUGGAGGUAAGUAAGUAAAUUGUGAAGUACCUACCGCAUAACUGAAUUGCAGCUAAUUUCAAUUGUCCGAAUAAUUUAGUUGUGUUAUUUCAUAAAAUAGAUCUUGCUUUACAUUUAAAAGUAGUUUCCACCAAAGUUUCUGUGAAUUAUCAAAGAUAAUGCUUUAGAUUAGUUUUAAAAGCUUUUAAAUAAAUCUUUUAUCUAUUCUAUAUCUAAAAGAGGAUGUUCUAUAGAGAUUUAAAUAUUAAAGUUAUCGUGCAAAACACCGUACCUAUAAUAUUAAGAUGUUUCACAUUAUUUACCACUGUUAAAUCUAAUCAAAGUAUGUUUAGAAUCUAAAUUAUCUGAAAUUUAUUGAUAUUUAAAUUAUUUUGAUAUAAAAUUUAGCAGAAAUCCAAUAUUAUCUUAUGGUAUUGUCAUUUUAGUGCUGUAACAAGAAAAAAUCCUAUUUUAUUGGAGCCAUAAAUAAAUCAUAAAAACUCGGGUACUACAGAAAAUUAAUUUAGAAAUUAAACAUAUGUUCAAGUAACUAUUUAAAAAUCUAUGUGCGUUCUAUUUCACAUCACUAUUGUAAAUAGCUUCGGUAAAAUAAUUCUUCUAGUUACGAUAAUGAAAAGCAUUGCUGCUUUACGCUACGUAAGUAUUGGGAGUAUAAAUCUGUGGCAAAAUAUCAAUAUACAUACGAAUUGUAAGAAAGGGAUAUAUAAGGUAAGCGUCCACCUAUCGGUUUCAUACGUAUCGCACCAAACGGAUUGUCAUAAAAGUAUGGAGAAACGGCGUCGGCAAUGCCAAUGAAGUGGACGCACUUUUGUGUAUUUCUAUUCAAAUAAUACUGAAUGCGAUGCGUCCGUUGCGUACGAUGCCAAAAGAUGGACGUUUACCUUUAUGCCAAUACAAUAAAAUUAGUCGUGUAUUAUGCAGAUCGGUAUGUAUUUAAUAGGGUUUCUAUAACAAAAACAAAAUGUGGUGUACAAAAUUGGUAAAUUAAUAAUUAAUCAGACAAAGGGCCGUCAUAUUUUGUAUAUUUUGGCAAUCGUUGGUUCUUUCAGGCUUUGGCUGGCCCAAACUCGUGCUAUUAGUUGUAAACUUAAUUUAACAAAUAAUAUACACAUACUUAGCGGUGUUUUACUUGGUCUUAGCGAGCUUUAUGAGUGGAAUGGUCGUACACAUGGGCUUUUAGAUCUUUUAUAAACGAAAACGUUUAUAAGGAACGAACGUUUAACGAAAUAAAUAUUUAUAAGAAAAUUGCAAUAUACUACGUAAAUGCUAAGGCUAAGUAAAGCAACGCUGAAACACUGAUAAUAAUUUAUUAUUGGGCAGGCUAAAUAUGUGUGUCUGUUGCGUUUAAACAAAUUAAUAUUCUAAAGUAAUAAGACAAUAAGAUUGCAAUUACAUUGACGAGUUCAGUUUCAUGCAAAUUGUAAAAACCUGUACUAUGUGUAAACUCAGCAGUUCUAACUUUCCUGCUGCUGCUACACGGGUUCGUUAUCGACGUAGAUAAACGACACUAUAUCGCGAUUCGCCAUAAAUGCAGCGCUGUGAUUGGUGGAACGCGCAUUAAACUAGUUUAUCGACGUCGAUAACGAACCCGUGUAGCGGCCGCUGUAGGUUGUAUUUAUUUGACAGACAAAAAAAAUGUAUUACGUAGAGCCCAUUUUGUAAAUGUGUGCAUUUUUUAUUUAUACGUCUUUUAUAAACUUUUGCUGUGUCUAGAUUAGAAAUAUGACUAAUGACCUAAACUGUGACAACAUUCUGUUAUGUUUUAUUAUAUUUUAGGGGCCUAUGUCCAGCAGGGCACUUAUGUUACGAUUAUAUUGGCUGAUGAUUAUUAUGAGUUCUAGCAAGGAAAUCUUUAUAUAAUUGUAUUUUUAUUUCUGACCUAUAUUUCAGUAGUCUCUUAUAAGUAGAACCUUCAAAAAGUUUAGUUUUAUUGACAGGGAUAGUUGCGAGGCUGUGCAUGCAAAAUUAGCUUAUAGUUAGUUCGUACAUAUUAAUGCUUUCUCCGUUUUUUAUUGUGUUAGGCCUAAAAGUAUCUGUUCAUUUAUUUCUGCGAGUUCAGAUUACAGAAAUUCACCAGUGAUUUAAAUUGAAACACUUUAACUGUAACUAGUGAUGAUUGCACAAACAUAGAGUCAGAAUUCGCUAAUUUGACAACGGAAACAAGUGACAACACCAAAAAAGCUAUUUUUUUCUUGUUCGUGAAUUUAUGGAUCCCAGU
Messenger RNA from Plutella xylostella (diamondback moth), 4290 nucleotides. It is a transcript of the gene nmd, whose product is annotated as no mitochondrial derivative. Gene Ontology annotation, molecular function: ATP binding; ATP hydrolysis activity. The record is from RefSeq and is a predicted model, not a curated record. Gene Ontology annotation, cellular component: mitochondrial outer membrane. Lineage: Eukaryota; Metazoa; Arthropoda; Insecta; Lepidoptera; Plutellidae. Gene Ontology annotation, biological process: extraction of mislocalized protein from mitochondrial outer membrane.